This is a messenger RNA of Drosophila pseudoobscura, 2917 nucleotides long. RefSeq names its product Mitochondrial aconitase 1 (gene mAcon1). Gene Ontology annotation, cellular component: cytosol; mitochondrion. The transcript is spliced from 4 exons. Bases 137 to 2503 code for a protein of 788 amino acids. The record is from RefSeq and is a predicted model, not a curated record. Gene Ontology annotation, biological process: tricarboxylic acid cycle. Gene Ontology annotation, molecular function: 4 iron, 4 sulfur cluster binding; aconitate hydratase activity. Lineage: Eukaryota; Metazoa; Arthropoda; Insecta; Diptera; Drosophilidae.
UGUGUUAAAAUCUUCCGGCUGAGAGGGCUGAAAAUUUUGAUACGCGGCUGGGCUUGAACUUGGAACUUUUUGUGCUGUAAUCAAAUCUCGACGUGUUCUCUACGUACUUGCAUAUUAGGCAAAUAAACGCGAAAUAAUGGCUGCGAGACUAAUGAGUGCCCAGGCACAGGUGUGCAGGCUGGGCAAAAAUGUUGUCAGCGAAACAGCGAUGGUGCGCCAGUUCCAUGCCUCCUGCUACUCGGCCUCGAAGGUGGCCCUGUCCAAGUUCGACUCGGACGUCUUCAUGCCGUACGAGAAGCUGAACCAGCGACUGGAUGUGGUUCGCAGUCGCCUCAAUCGCCCGCUGACGCUGUCGGAGAAGGUGCUGUACUCGCAUUUGGAUGAUCCCGCCAAUCAGGAUAUUGAGCGCGGCACCUCGUAUCUGCGCCUGCGUCCCGAUCGCGUGGCCAUGCAGGAUGCCACUGCCCAGAUGGCUCUGCUGCAGUUCAUCUCGUCCGGCCUGAAGCGAGUGGCCGUGCCCUCGACGGUGCAUUGCGAUCACUUGAUCGAAGCGCAGGUUGGUGGCGUUAAGGAUUUGGCCCGCGCCAAGGAUCUGAAUCGCGAGGUCUACGAUUUCCUGGCCAGCACCUGCGCCAAGUAUGGGCUGGGCUUCUGGAAACCAGGCAGCGGUAUCAUUCAUCAGAUCAUUCUGGAGAACUACGCCUUCCCCGGCCUCCUCAUGAUCGGCACUGACUCCCACACCCCCAAUGGCGGCGGUCUGGGUGGACUCUGCAUUGGAGUGGGCGGCGCAGAUGCCGUCGAUGUGAUGGCCGACAUUCCCUGGGAGCUCAAGUGCCCCAAGGUGAUUGGUGUCCAUCUCACGGGCAAGAUCAGUGGGUGGACGUCCCCCAAGGACGUGAUCCUGAAGGUGGCCGACAUUCUGACCGUUAAGGGCGGCACUGGUGCCAUCAUUGAGUACCACGGCAAGGGCGUUGACCACAUCUCCUGCACGGGAAUGGCCACCAUCUGCAACAUGGGUGCUGAGAUCGGUGCCACCACUUCGCUGUUCCCGUUCAACAAGCGCAUGGGCGAUUACCUGAAGUCCACCGGACGUGCUGGCAUUGCCGCCGAGGCCCAGAAGUUCCAGUCAAAGAUUUUGACGGCUGACAAGAACUGCGAAUACGAUGAGCUGAUUGAGAUCAAUCUGGAUACCCUGGAGCCGCAUGUGAAUGGCCCGUUCACCCCCGAUCUGGGCCAUCCCAUCAGCAAGCUUGGGGAAAACUCCAAGAAGAACGGCUACCCCAUGGACAUUCGUGUGGGUCUGAUUGGCUCCUGCACGAACUCCUCAUACGAGGAUAUGGGCCGUUGCGCCAGCAUUGCCAAGGAUGCCAUGGCCCAUGGCAUCAAGUCGAAGAUACCUUUCAAUGUGACCCCCGGCUCGGAGCAGAUCCGUGCCACCAUUGAGCGAGAUGGAAUCUCGGAGGUGUUCGACAAAUUCGGCGGUACUGUGCUGGCCAACGCCUGCGGGCCCUGCAUUGGCCAGUGGGAUCGUCAGGAUGUGAAGAAGGGCGAAAAGAACACCAUUGUCACGUCGUAUAACCGUAACUUUACCGGACGUAACGAUGCCAAUGCGGCCACCCAUUGCUUUGUGACCAGUCCCGAGCUGGUCACCGCCCUGUCGAUUGCCGGUCGUUUGGACUUUAAUCCGUUGACGGAUGAACUUACCGGCUCCGAUGGCAAGAAGUUCAAGUUGAAGGCCCCGUUCGGUGAUGAGUUGCCCGCCAAGGGUUUCGAUCCCGGUCAGGAUACCUACACCGCUCCCCCAAAAUCUGGCGACUCUGUUUCGGUUGCUGUGGAUCCCAAGUCGCAGCGCCUGCAACUUCUGGAGCCCUUCGACAAGUGGAACGGCCAGGAUCUGACCGAUCUUACCGUGCUGAUCAAGGUCAAGGGAAAGUGCACCACUGAUCACAUCUCGGCGGCUGGUCCCUGGCUGAAGUAUCGCGGCCAUUUGGACAACAUCUCCAACAACAUGUUCAUUGGAGCCACAAAUGCAGAGAAUAAUGAGAUGAACAACAUCAAGAACCAGCGCAAUGGCUCCUGGGGCGGUGUACCCGAUGUGGCUCGCGACUACAAGGCCAACAAUGUCAAGUGGGUGGCCGUCGGUGAUGAGAACUACGGCGAGGGUUCGUCCCGCGAGCAUGCCGCUCUGGAGCCACGUCAUCUUGGUGGCCGUGCCAUCAUUGUCAAGUCUUUUGCCCGUAUCCACGAGACCAACCUGAAGAAGCAGGGUCUUCUGCCACUGACCUUUGCCAAUGCCGCUGAUUACGAUAAGAUCCAACCCACAAGCAAGAUUUCCCUGCUCAAUUUGAACGACCUGGCGCCCGGCAAGCCCGUCGAUUGCGAGAUCAAGAACGGCGACAAGGUCGAUAAGAUCAAGCUAAAUCACACAUUGAACGACCUGCAGAUUGGAUGGUUCAAGGCUGGUAGCGCUCUCAACCGCAUGAAGGAGCUGGCCGCCCAAUAAAUGGCGCACCUUGAACUUACUUAAGAUCCCCCCGUAUCCAAAACGAUUCUGUUUACCCGAUCCUAUCAGAUACCAGAUAGGUGUAGACCCAUACUCAGACACACAACGCAAGCAAUCAAGUUUAUGGUAUUGUUAUUCAAUUUUUUUUCAAAUUGUUUAUAGAUUUUUGUGCUAUUUUAAAAAGUGAAUGAACAUGUAACCGAGCGAGAAUUAGAGAGAGUUUUAUAUACAUACUUAUAAUUAUACAAACAUCUAUUAUUAUUAUUACUAUUAUUAUUUUGUAAUUCUUGCUUUGCAAUGUUUCCUUCGAUAUCGAUUUUGAUUAUGUUUUGCGAACUUGUCUGAGCAGAUCUGCAGAUUGCGACGACUAUGAAGACGAUGAAGUGCGAAUAAAACUUAAAGUAAAUAUACGUA